AUGGCUGGGACUGGACGGGAGUCCGGUGCAACGGAGAACGCGGGUUUUGGAGAUUUGAGCGACUCGGAGUUCCCCGACUUUUCGGAGCUAGGAGACAUUGAAGAACUUGGGAGCCAACCUGGCUCCUCUUCAGGAAACCCCAGAAAGGAAGUGGACCCAGAGGGGCCAUGGAAACGGAAGCGAGAGGCAGAUGCCCUGACGCCCAUGGAGAGGUUCCACCUCAGGUGCUUGUGGAUCUCCGACCUGGCCACACAGAGCUGGUGUGAGCAGCAGAUGGUGUACGGGAAGGAGCUUCCAGACUUCCAGUCGGCGGAGAAGGCUGCGGUGCUGAGUGCUGGAGCCAGUAUCCACCUUGCCAGAGAGCUGGAACUCCAUGACCUUGUGAACAUCCACACCUCCACUAAGGAAGAUGUCUGGGCAGUGAAGCUGCUGAAUAUUCUAUGUAUGAUACCCAUCUUACAGUCAGGUGGGACAAUCCGGGAGUUCCCAGUCUUUGGGGAAGUAGAAGGGGUGUUCUUGGUUGGGGUAAUUGAUGAGCUGCACUACACUUCAAAGGGGGAGCUAGAACUGGCUGAGCUGAAAACUCGCAAGCGACCCAUGAUGCCAUUGGAGGCUCAGAAGGAAAAGGACCGUUUCCAGGUCAGCCUCUACAAAUGUAUCUUUGAUGCCAUGGUGCGGGGACAGGUGACAUCUGCCAGCCUGGUUCACCACAUGAAGCUUUCCCCAGAGCUAUUGCUGGGGCCCCAAGUGCAGAGUCACGCCCGACAGGGGGGCUUCACUGCAAAGUCCUUUGGAGAUCUCCUGGAGCUGACUUUCUUGUCCCUGACGCUGUCUGACCUCCCAGUUAUUGACUCUCUGAAGAUAGAGUAUAGCCACCAGGAGACAGACACUGUGCUGGGCACAGAGAUGGUGGUCUUUGAGGAGAAACAGGUGAGGGACAAGCUUCGACACCAGCUCAAGUACUGGACAGGACUCAGGGAGCCCCAGGGAGUGGACGUGAAGGAGGCUUGGAAGUGCCGGAUGUGUGACUACGCUGCCAUCUGUGAAUGGAGGCAGAGCGGAGGGACUAAGACGUUGACCCAGGAGCAGCAUGCCAAGAAGAUGACCAAAUGAAGGGACCAGGCCAAGCCAGAGGGCUGGAAAGACCCACCGAAGCCUGCUCCCUCUAGUCUGAGAGGAGUCUUUGGCCGUCCCUGACCAAGAGCCCCACGGGAGGGGUUGUUGGCUGGGGAGAAAUUGUGGGCCUGACUUUGGGGGCACGUUCAUUUUUGCCCCACAGCACUGCUUGAUUUUUUGGGCUCUGGCUCCUUGCAGAUUCACAGCAGGGGCCUCAGGGAUUAUGGGAAACCAGAUUCUCCCUUUUCUCAGGGAUGAGUGUGGAGGAAGGGUCUGGCUCCUCUACCAGAGUUCUGCUGCCCUCAUCGUGGACACAUCCUGGAAGGGGCUGCUCAGUGACUGCCCAAGAGGCCUUUUGUGACGGCAGGGGCAGAGGAGGCCACGCACUGGGAGGAG
Molecule: messenger RNA, 1512 nt
Organism: Trichosurus vulpecula (common brushtail)
Lineage: Eukaryota; Metazoa; Chordata; Mammalia; Diprotodontia; Phalangeridae
Gene: EXO5
Product: exonuclease 5
Exons: 6
Coding region: 1-1113 (370 amino acids)
Biological process (GO): interstrand cross-link repair
Cellular component (GO): nucleus
Molecular function (GO): single-stranded DNA 5'-3' DNA exonuclease activity
Source: RefSeq, a predicted model, not a curated record